GAGUCCGAUAAGACCAUACCCACGCCCACACACUCUCUUCGCUACCCGUUUCUCUUUCAUAUAAGAGAGAACACCCAAGCACUACAAGCCCAACAAAUCUGAGACAGGAUUUCCAGGCUUCCUCAGAUUUGCCAUCACUUCUCAUUCUACCGUUGUUGCCACUCCUAAACUUGUUUUUUCCAAUGCCUCGAAGUCUAGAACCGUUAGAUUUGACCGUUCAGAUUCCAUACCAUUUUCGGUGUCCGAUCUCCCUUGAACUAAUGUGUGACCCGGUCACCGUUAAUACAGGCCAAACUUACGAUCGUUCUAGCAUCGAAUCAUGGGUGGCUACCGGUAAUACUACCUGUCCGGUUACCCGAGCCCUACUCACCGACUUCACUUUAAUCCCAAACCACACUCUUCGCCGUUUGAUUCAAGACUGGUGCGUGGCAAAUCGCGCCUUCGGCGUGGAACGAAUACCAACUCCCAAACAGCCAGCCGAACCGAGCUUAGUUCGUUCUUUAUUAAGCCAAGCUGCUUCCGAGUCAAACCCAACUCACUCUCGCCUCUCUGCUCUCCGUCGACUCAGAGGACUCGCUCGUGAUUCGGACAAGAACCGUUCUCUCAUUUCUUCGCAUAACGUUCGCGAAAUCCUGGUCAAUCUCGUGUUUUCAAGCAGUCAAUCAUUAGAGUUGAGCCACGAGUCACUCGCGAUCCUGGUUAUGUUUCCACUCACCGAGUUCGACUGUGUGGCAAUAGCUUCAGACCCCGAGCGGAUCAGUUGUUUAGCAAAUUUACUAUUUCAUUCAUCAAUCGAAGUCCGAGUCAACUCGGCUGCACUCAUCGAGAAUGUUAUUGCGGGAACAAGAUCGUCAGAUCUUCGGCUUCAAAUUAGUAACAUGGAGAUUAUCUUCGAAGGAGUAAUAGAUAUCUUGAAAAAUCCUCUAUCGUCUCCUCGAGCGCUUAAAAUUGGGAUAAAAGGGCUCUUCGCUUUAUGUCUAGUUAAACAAACUAGACAUAAAGCGGUGUCCGCCGGAGCGGCGGAGACAUUAAUCGACAGGCUGGCAGAUCUUGAUAAAUGUGAUGCAGAAAGAGCCCUUGCUACAAUAGAAUUGCUUUGCAGAAUACAAGUUGGUUGCGCAGCAUUCGUAGCGCACGCGCUGACUGUUCCGUUGUUAGUUAAGACUAUUCUGAAGAUAUCGGAUAGAGCGACGGAGUACGCGGCGGGAGCGUUGCUGGCGCUGUGUUCAGCGUCGGAGCAGAGUCAAAAGGAGGCAGUUUGCGCAGGAAUACUGACGCAGCUGCUGUUGCUAGUACAGAGUGAUUGUACUGAUAGAGCUAAGAGGAAGGCACAGAUGUUGUUGAAGUUGUUAAGGGAUUCAUGGCCUGAGGAUUCUGCAGGGAAUUCUGAUGAUUUUGUCUGCAGUGAGGUGGUGCCUUUUUGAUGAUUGUCUCGGUGAAUGUUAAUUACUUUCUAAUUCUAAAACUUUAAUUUUCUAGUUUUUAUUAGUUGAAGGAAGAGGGGAAAAAAGUCGGAAAUUGAGGUUUUAGAUUUCGUAUAUAGAAGCUUUGUUGUAAUUUCGUGUACGUAAGAAUUUUUGCUUAAAAGAUUUUUAAGGAAAAAGUUGAAAAGAAAAUGAAAAGUUAGAUCUUCUUUUUCUUUGUA
This is a messenger RNA of Populus trichocarpa (black cottonwood), 1645 nucleotides long. RefSeq names its product U-box domain-containing protein 26. The record is from RefSeq and is a predicted model, not a curated record. Gene Ontology annotation, molecular function: ubiquitin protein ligase activity. NCBI's taxonomy places the organism in Eukaryota, Viridiplantae, Streptophyta, Magnoliopsida, Malpighiales, Salicaceae. Gene Ontology annotation, biological process: protein ubiquitination. The coding region runs from base 183 to 1424 and encodes 413 amino acids. The transcript has a single exon.